UAGAAAAAGCUGACUACCAUGUGGAUCGGGAGUAGGAAUGUGAACGUGACCGUGACCAUGAUCGUGAGCAGAGGGACCACCGUGAUGGAGAAAGAGGCCAUCACCAUCGCCACCACCGGUCAGAAUCCUCUUCCCCGGAUGUCAUCUGAACCAGUCACCAAAACUUCCUCAACUGCACUAUCAUCCGCCGUAGCUAGAGACCGCAAGCAGGAGGCCAGUGUUUUCUCCAGCAUAAGCUUCCCCGCUGAGGCAGAAAUGACCAAGAAGAGGAAGAUAUCUGCUUUUCCCACCACUAAAGCUGCUUCAGCUGGUCCCCCUGCCACAUCUUCAGCCCAUCUCAAGGCAGCAUCGAAAGGCUACUAUGAAGGCAGAGCAGCACGAUUUCUGAAUAUGAGUCCAGUGAUGAUGAGCGGCAUUUCAAACUGAGGCCGCCAUCAAGGCACAAGUUGUCUACCUAGACUAUAAAGCAGUUCUUCAUUCUCUGCUUAGGCCCAUGGAUAACUUACUUAAAUAAGUUGUUUUGAGAAAAGAGUUUAAAAUAUAAAGAUUUUUAUUAAUAACAGUUUAUAAAUAAGUUAUUUUGUAUUUGGACUUU
Messenger RNA from Arachis ipaensis, 595 nucleotides. The record is from RefSeq and is a predicted model, not a curated record. NCBI's taxonomy places the organism in Eukaryota, Viridiplantae, Streptophyta, Magnoliopsida, Fabales, Fabaceae.